Adelges cooleyi (spruce gall adelgid) is the source of this 920-nucleotide messenger RNA. Its product is annotated as steroid receptor RNA activator 1-like. Bases 214 to 762 code for a protein of 182 amino acids. Gene Ontology annotation, biological process: regulation of transcription by RNA polymerase II. Gene Ontology annotation, cellular component: nucleus. The record is from RefSeq and is a predicted model, not a curated record. Lineage: Eukaryota; Metazoa; Arthropoda; Insecta; Hemiptera; Adelgidae. The transcript is spliced from 4 exons.
AUAUAAUCAAAUUAUUUAAAAAAUGCCAAAUAUUAAUUUUAUAUUGAUUGGUACCUAAAAUCUAAAUUACCUUUUUAAGAAAUAUUUCUUACGAGUUACCGACCGUCAAUAUAGGUCAAACAAAUUUCAUAUUAAAAACAGUUAUUUUACCCAUUUUUCAAAUAAAAUAAAUUUGUUUUAAUAAAAAAGAAGCUAAUCGUUCUUUUUAUUAAAAUGUCUGAAGGUUUUAAACCAUACACGCCUGGCUGGAAUGAUCCACCAUCGUAUUCAUUUGAAGAUUCAGUGAGUGCUCAGCAAAAAAAUCGCCCAAAAAUAUUUGAUCGGAUACCAGCUCGAGUGAUUGGGAAUUCUCAAGAAUCUGGGCAUAAUGAUGAACCUAAUCAAGUACUAUUAAAUGCAAAUAACUGCUCUGCCAGUAAUGUUUUAAAUCCAACUGAAACUUCACUGCAAACUAGUGACAUUUCUGUGGAACAAAGGUUACCAUAUGUAAUAACGUCAUUAAAUGAAUCUAUUCAAAAAUCAUCUUUAACAGAACCUAAAAAGGUAGAUAUUAGUAAGCGGCUCUCCAGAUUGGAGUCCAGUUGGAAUGAUAGUCAGUUUACAGAUGUAGUACAACAAAAAACAGUAGCUUUAGUUAAAGCAAUUGAAAGUGGAAAUUUUGCGGAAGCAAAUAGAUUACAAAUGGCAUUGAUGGUUGAUCAUACGAGGCAAUGUAACACUUGGAUACCAGCUAUUCGACAAUUAAUUAAUCAGCAUAUUUAAAAUUAUAUACAAUUUCAUGUUCAUAUUUAUUACGUGUUUAUUUUUAAACAAUUUACCAAAUUACUAUUUUAAUAAUAGUUAAAAGUUUACAACAAUAGAUUGGCGUAAGAUAUAUAUAUAUUUUUUUAAUUAGAAUUGAUUUCUUAAAUAUAAAUACA